Saprolegnia diclina VS20 is the source of this 945-nucleotide messenger RNA. RefSeq lists its product as hypothetical. The transcript is spliced from 4 exons. NCBI's taxonomy places the organism in Eukaryota, Oomycota, Saprolegniomycetes, Saprolegniales, Saprolegniaceae. The record is from RefSeq and is a predicted model, not a curated record. The coding region runs from base 1 to 945 and encodes 314 amino acids.
AUGACGCGGCGAGCCAAGGAGCAGCGCCAGAAGCGGCUCGCGCAGCGGCUGGCGUACGAGACGCCGGAAGAGAUCGAGCGCCGGCUGCAGUGGCGUGCGCUUCUCGACACGAUCGAUGCGGCGGCCGACCACGCGCCUGCCGUCGUCGCCGACGAGACGACGGCCAAGGUCCGCGCCCGGACGCUCUCAGCGCCCGACGUCCUGAGCUGGAAGAGCAGCCACGCGAUCGUGGCGGCGAGCGGCAAGUUCGACCUGCCCGUGCGCGUCGAGUACGAGGACUCGGAGGUCUCGUACGAGUUCCAUACGAAGGAGAUGGACAUUGUCUUCUCGAUCCGGUUCGUGGACGCGGCGACGGGCCUCGACCGCUUCCUCAUCUCGCCCACGCGCUGCGCGUCGCACGAGAGCGCGGUGAAAGGCUGCCACCACGUCCGCGGCCCCGGCGUCCUCACGUUAACGUGGGACAAUGAGUUUUCGUGGAUCAACCAGAAAGAGCUGAGCUACGCCGUCGAGCUGCACCAGAACGUGCCCCACCUGGCGCCGCUCGUGCCGGCCAACACGGCGCGGGACACGCUGCAGCGCGAGCUACGCCUGCGCCAAGCCGCGUUCGACGAGAAAGCGGACGUCCUCGCGACGCUCCAAGCCAGCGUCGACUCUCGUCAGGCAAAGAUCCUCGACCUCGAACAGCAACUCGCGCGCUUGCAAAUGGAGCUCGUGACAACCGUGGACGAGCAGUCGAAAGCGACGGCGGAGCUUCAAGAAGUCGCCCGCGACGUAGAGGUCCUGGAGAGCGAGCUCACAGCGCUGGCGUGGCGGACGCUGCCGACACCGAUGGUCGAACAUGUCCUCUCGUUUGGCACCAAGGCCGACUGGAAGCAAUGGAUCGUCAUCAACAAGAAGUGGCACGGGAUCAUCUCUGGCUUCAAGCCUGUGAAAAGCGACGACUAG